AGUUUUGGGUCUGUGGUCGCGGCUCAUCCUAUGGAGUGAUCGCGGCGGUUCUGAAGUUUUGGGUCUGUGGUCGCGGCUCUCUGGUCUGGACCAUGGAGUUUGGACGCACGUUCUCAAAGUUCAACAGGAUCCUACUGCUGAUGCUCAUGAUGUUCAAACUGGGUAUAUUCUGCGGUGUGAACGCCGAGAGGUGCCUGGAGGCGCCGUGCCAAAAUGGCGGCACGUGUGUGGACAGGCUGGACGACUACCGCUGCCUGUGCCCCAGCGCGCCCCUCAUGUACGCGGGCAAGAACUGCUCCGAGCUCUACGACCCCUGCGACGGCGUGGACUGCCCCGGCUGUGUGUCCACCCUGGGGACGGACGACUACCAGUGCAUCUGCGACGAGGGCUUCGUGGGCCGCGACUGCAGCCACAACGUGGACGAGUGCGCCAGCGACCCCUGCAAGGGCACCAAGUCCUUCUGCGUGGACGGCGCCAACGGCUACGAGUGCCACUGUCCGAGCGGCUCGGCGGGCGAGCGGUGCCAGGAGCGGGUGCGGAGCUGCGGGGACGAGCCCUGCCUCAACGGCGCCACCUGCAGGUGGGCUCCGGAGGGGUACGCGUGCGACUGCGCGCAGGGCUUCGAGGGCGAGGACUGUGAGGCGGACGUGGACGAGUGCCUCUCGCAGCCGUGUAAGAACGGCGCCCUCUGCAGGGACGGAGUGGGGGCGUACGUGUGCUACUGCGUGCCGGGGUUCCAGGGCUCCAGCUGCGAGAUCGACAUCAACGAGUGCGCGUCCAGGCCGUGCACCAACAACGCCACCUGCGUCAACGGCAGGGACCAGUACACCUGCGAGUGCCUGCUGGGGUUCCAAGGGGUGAACUGUGAGGUGGAUAUUGACGAGUGUGAAGUCGAACCCUGCCAGAACAACGCCACCUGCUUUGACCACGUUGGUCACUACACCUGCGAGUGUGUGGAGGGCUUCGCCGGCAUCAACUGCGAGGUGGACAUCGAUGAGUGCGGCAGCGGCCCCUGUAUGCACUACGGAGUCUGUGUUGACCUAGUCAACAGGUUUGAGUGUGACUGCAGUGAGACGGGCUUCUUCGGGGAGCUGUGUGAGGAGGACAUCCUGGAGUGUGCGUCCGCUCCCUGCCACAACAACGCCACCUGCCAGGACGGGGUCAACCAGUACACCUGCCUCUGCUGGCCAGGCUAUGAGGGUGAAAACUGCCAGAUUGACGUAGACGAGUGUGCGUCUGAGCCGUGUGAGAACGGUGGCGAGUGUUUCCAGCUGUCGGACGCGGACAGCUACGGCCUCCUGCCCCAGCUGGACGCAGAGUUCAGCUACGCCAGCGCCGCGGGCUACCUGUGUCAGUGCGUACCUGGAUUCAUAGGAGAAAACUGCUCCAUAAACGUGGACGAGUGUGAGUCUCAGCCCUGUCUUAACGGAGGCAUCUGUGUGGACCUGCUCAACGCAUUCCAGUGUGUGUGUCCACCUGGAUACACAGGUGCGCUGUGUGAGGUGGACGUAGACGAGUGUGCCAGUAAUCCCUGUCAGCACGGUGGCACGUGCCAGGACGGCAUUAACGCCUUCUACUGCACCUGCGCUGCCCCUGCGCCCGGCCAGCUGCCCUGGGGCGGCCCCGACUGCGCCACCCUGCUCGUGGGCUGCCAGGCUCACCAGUGCCAACACGGCGCCACCUGCACGCCCGGCCUGGACCCCGCCCACGCCCAGCGCCACACCUACACCUGCGCCUGCCCGCCGGGUUUCCACGGAGACCGCUGCGAGACGCCCACCACGUUCUCGUUCUCCGCGGAGGGCUUCGCGCUGGUGGAGGUUCCGGAGGUCCCGGAGGCCAACCGGACGCGGCGGGAUGUGGAGGCAGCGGUCAGCGGCGGCGGCGGCGGCAGUAGCCCCAGCGUGCGGCUGCGCUUCAGAACCACGCUGCCGGACCUGGUGCUGUUCUACAGGGGGACGGCCGAGCACUACGUGUGCCUGGAGCUGGUCCGAGGAGCGCUGACCGCCAGAGCCGAGUCCAGCUCCGGCGCCCUGAGGAUGGAGGCCGCCCUGCUGGAGCCGGUCAACGACGGCCGCUGGCACGACGCCCUCGUCACCGUGGACGAGAAACUCGUCCUGACCCGAGAGGACAGCGCCAACGCCAAUGACGGAGGGGAGCGGGCGGCGAGGAGGGCGGAGGACGGCGGUCAGAAUCAGCUCCUGUUCUUCCACCCCGAGGGGCUGCAGCAGGUGUUUGUGGGCGGCGUGCCGCUGGAGUUGCUCAACAGCACGGUGAGCAGGACGGGCCUGCUGGGCUGCGUGGAGGACCUGCGCGUGGACGCGCUGCUCGUGCUGCCGCAGCAGCUGCUCUCGGACCUCGGCGCCGCCCCGGACAUCGGCUGCAACCGGACCGAGUGGUGCCGCGAGGACCCCUGCUCCCAGCAGGGACACUGCGUGGACCUCUGGACGGACUACCGCUGCGACUGCUUCAGACCCUUCCACGGAAACUUCUGCUCUGAAGAGAUUCCCUCGUGGACGUUCAGCUACGAGCGGACGCCGUCGUCGUUCGUGAUGUUCCCCAUCACGCAGUCCCACGGCGAGUCCUUCUCCGUCUCCUUCUUCCUGCGCUCCACUAAGGAGGCGGGUCUGGUGUUCCAGCUGCGGCGGCGCGAGCAGGAGUACUUCAGCGUCUACCUGCGCCACGGAUCGCUCCACCUGGACAUCCACGCCUCCACCCGCCGCUCCGCACUCUACGUCACCGACGGCGUCAAGCGCCAACUGACCGUAACCAUGUCGACGGGCUUUGUGUUCUUUAACGAGGAGCCGGUGCGGUUCGAGGAGGACGACACCCCUCCGCUGGUCAGCGUCCAGGCCGGGGACCAGGCGUUCGUCGGAGGCCUUGCCCAGGGACAGGACACGUCCCGCUGGGGAGGCUCGUUCAAGGGCUGCCUGCAGGACAUCCUCCUGGACCAGACGCAGCUCUUCAUCUACAAGACCAAGACCAGCAAGUACUCCAAGCAGCAGCAGCGCAGCUACCUCCCAGGGGCCUCCUUCAACGUGGAGCAACACUGCCUCUCAGACAACACGUGCAAGGCACAGCCAUGUCAGAAUGGGGGUGUGUGCAACAUGACGUGGAAUGACUUCAUGUGCGAGUGUCCGUUCAACUACACGGGGAAGAUGUGUGAGACGCGCGUGUGGUGUGUGAGUGACCCCUGUGUGAUGGGCGGCCAGUGUGUGGACCUGUCAGACGGAUACGAGUGCCGCACCAACGCGACGUUCGAGAACAACGCUCUGCAGUACCGUGCCGAGGGGUCGGUGAUGGCGACGACGGUCUCCAUGGACGUGCGCACGCGCGAGGAGAGCGGCGUCCUGCUGCGGGCGUCCAGCGGCCUGGAGCUGCUGUGCGUGGGCCUGCACAACGCCAGCGUGGUGGUCAAGCUGCGCAGCGGCAACAGCAGCCUGGAGGUCGCGACCCUGUCCAGCGAGCGCCAGCUGGCCGACGGGCAGUGGCACCACGUGGAGCUGCACCUGGACCUGACGCCGCUCGACGAUGACAGCAGCAGCGCCCUCCGGUGGCAGAUCAGCGUGGACGGGCAGCGCACGGGCCCGGGCGUCCCCGCCGCCACCGACACGCUGGACUUCCUGGGCAACGCCACCGUCCACCUGGCGGAGAACUUCACCGGUUGCCUGGGCGACGUGCGCGUGGGCGGGAUCUACCUGCCGCUGGUGGAGGACGGCGAUCCUCCGCAGGCGUCGCGCUUCCUGCGUCAGCCGGGCGGUGGCGGCGGGGGGGCGUCGUCCCCAGAGCUGGGCUGCAGGGGGUCCCCCGUGUGCUCCCCGUCCCCCUGCCUCCACCAGGCCGUCUGCCUGGACCUCUUCCACGCCCGCGCCUGCUCCUGCGCGCCCGGCUGGGAGGGCGAGUUCUGCGAGGCGGAGAUCGACGAGUGCGCCUCCUCGCCCUGCGUCAACGGGACGUGCCGCGACCUGCUCGGGGACUACCGGUGCGUGUGCACGCAGGGCUUCGGCGGGCGCGACUGCCAGGUGGAGGUGGACGAGUGCCAGGGCAGCCGCUGUGAGAACGGCGCCACCUGUGUGGACGCGCUGGGCAGCUACUACUGCCUGUGCCCGCCCGGAUUCAGCGGCCCAUACUGCCAGUGGCGCUUCCCAGCUCCGCGGUGUAACCUGGACAUGCGCUGUGCUCACGGGGGCGUCUGCAUCGAUGGCUACUGGGGAGCCAACUGCACCUGCAGACCGGGCUUCACUGGCCUCAGGUGUGAGGAGGAGCUUAACGAGUGUGCGUCCAACCCCUGCAUCAACGGGGGCAGCUGCAGGGACCGGGUCAACAACUACCAGUGCAUGUGCGUGCGCGGCUUCAGUGGGAAGAACUGCGAGACCAGCCGGGAGCCCCAGAGGGAGCGGAUGCCCUGGCUGGUGGUGGCCAUCCCGCUGGUGUGCCUGGGCGCGGUGAUCGCGGGCGUGGCCAUGGUGUGCCUGGCCAUGACCGCCCGCAAGAAGCGCCAGUCCGAGGGCACCUACAGCCCCAGCAACCAGGAAGUGGCCGGCGCCAGGCUGGAGAUGGGCAGCGUGCUGAAGGUGCCCCCAGAGGAGAGGCUCAUAUAG
Sardina pilchardus (European sardine) is the source of this 4598-nucleotide messenger RNA. It is a transcript of the gene crb2b, whose product is annotated as crumbs cell polarity complex component 2b. NCBI's taxonomy places the organism in Eukaryota, Metazoa, Chordata, Actinopteri, Clupeiformes, Clupeidae. Gene Ontology annotation, molecular function: calcium ion binding. The record is from RefSeq and is a predicted model, not a curated record. The transcript is spliced from 14 exons. Bases 93 to 4598 code for a protein of 1501 amino acids.